This is a messenger RNA of Solanum stenotomum, 1015 nucleotides long. RefSeq names its product expansin-like B1. Lineage: Eukaryota; Viridiplantae; Streptophyta; Magnoliopsida; Solanales; Solanaceae. The coding region runs from base 54 to 812 and encodes 252 amino acids. Gene Ontology annotation, cellular component: extracellular region. The transcript has 4 exons. The record is from RefSeq and is a predicted model, not a curated record.
CAAAGUCUUCAAUUAAUUUCUCACUUGCUAAUUAUUUUGUGAACAAAAAAAUAAUGGAUCGUUCACUUAAAUAUUCUUGCAUUUUUAUGUGCAUGAAUAUUAUUAUGCUUCUGCCAGCAUUUUCCUACAGCCAAACCUUAGUUUCCAAGGCAUCAUUUUAUAGUACUUCUGAUGGCAUGGGAACACCAUCUGGAACAUGUGGUUAUGGAGACUAUGGUAAAGAUGUGAACAAUGGUGAAGUGUGCACAGCCUCUAGGCGUCUCUACAGAAAUGGAGCUGGUUGUGGUGCAUGCUACCAGGUAAGGUGCAAGAACAAUGCAUUGUGUAGUGAAGAGGGUACAAAAGUUGUGGUGACAGACAGUGCAGAUGGACAAGAAACAGAUUUCAUUCUUAGCUACAAAGCUUAUGCAAAAUUAGCUAAAACUCCAAGUUUGGCAGCUCAUUUAUGUGGAAAAGGGGUUGUUGACAUAGAAUAUAGAAGAGUUUCUUGUGGUUAUGGUGGAAAUCUUAUGGUUAAAAUUCAUGAACAUAGCAAGUAUGCUGAUUAUCUUGCUAUUGUUGUAUUGAACCAAGGUGGUGCAACUGACAUCCAUGCUGUCGAAAUCUACGAGGAAGAGAGUCAACAAUGGAUAUCAAUGAGAAAGGCAUAUGGAGCAGUGUGGGACUUGUCAAGUCCACCAUGUGGAGACCUUAAAGUAAGAUUUUUAACAAGUACAAGUGUUGAAAGCAAAUGGGUACAAUCAGACAAAGCUGUUAUUCCUGCUCAAUGGAAAGUUGGACUUACAAUUGAAACUGACAUUCAGCUCACUUAAUUAAUUAAUAUAUGUACUUAAUACUACUUAAUUUGGGCGAUUUCUUGUUUAAUUAUCUAGCUAAUUUGAAAAAAAAUUAAAUAUGUAUUUCAGUGUUGUACUUUUGGCAUUAAUAGUGGUAACUUGCUAAGUGUUAUAUGUAUGUUUUAUAUUUCUGUUGUCGUCAGAACUAUGAAUAAAAAGUCGCCAUUUGCAUUUUAGUA